This is a messenger RNA of Numida meleagris (helmeted guineafowl), 3966 nucleotides long. It is a transcript of the gene CHMP4C, whose product is annotated as charged multivesicular body protein 4C. Bases 295 to 957 code for a protein of 220 amino acids. Gene Ontology annotation, cellular component: multivesicular body; cytoplasmic side of plasma membrane; ESCRT III complex. Gene Ontology annotation, biological process: late endosome to vacuole transport via multivesicular body sorting pathway; vesicle budding from membrane. NCBI's taxonomy places the organism in Eukaryota, Metazoa, Chordata, Aves, Galliformes, Numididae. The transcript is spliced from 5 exons. The record is from RefSeq and is a predicted model, not a curated record.
UCAGGAGAAAGCAGGCGGGCAGGAGCCUCCCCGCUGCCGCUCCCACCUCCGCCCCACGUCCGCCGGGCAGCGGCCCGCCUCCCUGCCGCCCUCCGUCCUGCCCGACCGCUGCCCGUGGACACCGGUGCUGCCCGCGGAGCUCGCCGCCCUCUCACCGCUCGGGGGGCACGCACGAUCCGGGGGCGGGAGUUGAGUCCGGCCCGGCCCACCCCGCCGCCAGGUGCCGUACCGCGGCCCGGGCAGUGCCCUCGCGGCUCUGGGGCGGCUCGGCCCGGGCAGACUUCCAACGCCGCGAUGAGCAAGAUCUCCAGGUUCUUCAAGGGGGGCGGCUCCGCCGCCUCCAAGGGCCGUGGGGGGCCCUCGCCGCAGGAGGCCCUGGCCCGGCUGCGGGAGACGGAGGAGAUGCUCAGCAAGAAGCAGGAGUACCUGGAGACCAGGAUUGAGCGGGAGCUGGCGCUGGCCCGGCAGCACGGCACCAAGAACAGGCGAGCUGCCUUACAAGCACUGAAGAGAAAAAAGAGAUAUGAGAAGCAAUUGAGUCAAAUUGAUGGGACGCUCUCAACCAUUGAAUUCCAGAGAGAGGCACUGGAAAAUUCACACACCAACACGGAAGUGCUCAAGAAUAUGGGUUAUGCUGCACAAGCUAUGAAAAAAGUGCAUGAAAAUAUGGACUUGAACAAAAUUGAUGACUUGAUGCAAGAUAUCACUGAACAGCAAGAUGUCGCUCAGGAAAUUUCAGAAGCUAUCUCAAGUAGAGCUGCAUUUGGUGAUGAGUUUGAUGAGGAUGAGCUGAUGGCAGAAUUAGAAGAACUGGAGCAAGAAGAAAUGAACAAGAGAAUGCGAGAUGUCAGACUGCCAAGUGUUCCAUCCACAUCGUUACCUUCUCGCCCUGCUUCAGCCAGGAAGAGAGUGGAGGACGAAGACGAUAUGAAGCAUCUAGCAGCCUGGGCUUCCUAAGAGCACCGUCUGUUCACAACACAGAACAUUAGAGUACAGUCGUAAAGAGCUGUCACACCGUUAUAAACUUACCAAAUUAGCAUGGUUGUAUUUCAUACACUUUUUAAAAAUGGCAAAUCUUGCUAAGAAUAGAGUGAUUUCCGUAUCACAAAAAUGAGUUUUAAACCAAGCAAACAGAAAACAGUAAUUGCCAAAGCCUCCAAACUCAACAUUUAUUUCAGCCUAGGCCGGAGGUGUUUUGUUGUUAGCCUCAGUUUUUAUUAGGUUAUGUCCUGCUGCUCUGCGAGACCUCGCUGCCUCACCUGUGCACACAGCUGGACGCGUGAUUGCGAUGAAAAAGAUAAUUAAUGGAAGCCCCAUCCUAGAGGGUCGUGUGGUUCGGACUGUUAGCAGAGCAGCUUUAUACACAGGACCAGUGAGUUCCUUUGAGCCCGAGAGCCAGCGGCCGCUCAUUUGGGCAUGGAGACUUACCUGGAUGGCCUGGAGCACCCUGCGCUGUCCUAGAUAUCAAGAGGAGACUCUUCUGUAGAUCUUUUAAUAGUUUAUUAACUUGUUUGUUUUAACUGUGGCAAGUGACAGCAAGACUAUCCUGUGCACGUCCCCACGGUCAACUUGAAUCGUGUCUUAAACUAUUUCCAACUCACCUAAAUAGCAGCUCCCCUAUGACUGGGGAAAACAACAGCGUCCAAGAUUGUGUAGUUCCCUGCUAAACACUAAUGCUGGCAGAAAGCCGGGAGAGACUUAGCCCUCCUGACAUCCUUCCUUCCACCGUGGCUUUCCAGGAUGAGUCUUUACUUCGGUUGAAAAUACCCAUCCUCACAGGAAUUAAUAACACACUUUUUAAUUCUACGAUUUCGGAAUAAUAAUUUUUUACUUCCUGAAUGGAAGUAAGAUCAGUGUGUGGUAUUUGAAAUGCCUUUUUAACCCUGUUUAAAUGCUGAUUCUAAAAUGCUUGUAAAGUUGAUGUGUUACUGUCCAGCUGCCAGCUUUUUAGUGUAAGGAACAAAUGCCACUGGGUGCUAACCCACUACGUAUGGAGAGAAAUCACUGUUCAAAUACAAAACAAAUUAAAUAUGCUGGCUUGUACAAAGACAUUUUAUCUAAUAAGACUGGAGCUCCAUGGUGGCAGCUUGCUAUAAUUCACAAGGAAAUAGCAAGACGCUGUGGAGUUCCUCGGGAAGUGGAAGCACAGUCACAUUGAUCUUUGUUUCUUCUUUUCAAAUCGAUGUAAUUUUGUGAUGACUGAACCACCUGGGGAAUAGCGGGAGACUUGCUUUCUGUAGAUCUAUAGCAGCAGGAGACCCACCACGCACCCUGCGGGCUUCAGCCCGUGAUUUGCUGCGUGUUUAGCUUUAAUAGCCCGCAGUAGGCUCUGCACUGUGCUGUUUUAGGCUAAGCAUAAGCUAACGUGUUUCUGGAGAUGGCAUUCUGGUGUGCUCAGAACCCUUCAAAUGGAGUUCUUCGAAGGAAGCCCAGCAUUUACUAACACGUUGUAAAAUUUCAGUUUUUCAGAACAUCAUUCCCUGUAGCGGAAUCGCUUUUGGUUUGCAUCCAUAGGGAAGCAGAACUGACCUGUGGCUUCAGAUAAAUUGCUAACGGGGGAGAAAAAAGUUUGUAAUUCUGUUCCAGAACUUGGAGGUACCAGGAAAACGCUCUCUUUUCUGUUGGGAGUAGAGGAAAAACUGGAAAUAUUCCACUUUUGUUUUAAAGCAAACAAAAAUGAAAGCACUUCCUUAAGUUUAAAAGUACAUUUUGAACUCUCUGUAGGAAACCAAACCCUAACAAGAUGUCAUACAGUUUUAGCGCUUGCUGAAAUUCAGGAUCAGAUGCCAGCUGAAAACUUCCUUCGCAGGCAUACUUAAUACAAUAACAGCUAUUCUGAGUUAGCUGGCAUCCAUUUGCUAACUCUUUCUGCUGGGAUCCCAUUUUCAAGGUUGGUGCAGUCUCUGCAAGUCUCUGACUUGGGUACAGAAAGUGUUGGCGGAUGCUGAUGGCAGCACCCUGCAAGGCUGGCUGCCGUGUGCUCGUGGACACAUGGAAUUUCUGAAUGCAAGCCAUGCCAGCGCCGCCCUGUGCUUCACUUGGGGAAGCCGGUUCUAGCAUCUGCUCUUGGUCGAACUAGCAGUUCUCUAAUAUUUAGCAGUUCAGGAACGCUUAGUGGAUCUAAAGGGUUCUAUAGCCUAACCAAAGGAGGUGUCUGUGCUUCCAGGUUCAAAUUAUUUUUCAGUCUGCUCUGGACAGUGCAGACCUGCUGCGUUUACAAGGAAAGUUCUUGCACAAAGACCCCACAGGGGAGAAUAAAUCUGGGUUUGUAAGCUAGUGUGUGACUGCUGACCUCCAGCUGAGUUUGGGCCGUGCCUUGCCCCUGAGGAGCUUCAGCUUACAGAUUUCCGAGUAGGUGCUUGCAGAACAAAGUUUGUAGAGGAUGAGAAGUAGAAACCAUGGCCGUUGUGAGCUGCUGCAGGAGCUCGCACGUGAUUCUGGAGGGCAGUCUCCUGCCAGCUCAUGGGCUUGGACGUGGUGAAGCUGCACUCAGAAGUUCGAUAGUCACACGCACAAAUCAAAAUACGGUAUGGGCCCCCGAACUGUAGCGCUUGGGAGACAGCAGAGGACUGGUUUUCUUCAAAAGUAAAUGUGUUCUAGGGGUUUAAUUCAGCUGGGGGGGUGGCUCUUUCCUGUGUAAUUCAGAUGUGGCUGUGACAAAUGCCUCUCUCUUUUCUGAAGGAAAGAGGCCGAGAUGCUGUUUAUUUAGCACGUAAGCAGGCCAGAGUAAAUAGUGCCAACGUGUUACGGUAAAUGCACUCUCCAUUACCUUGAAGAUCUUUUACAGGAGGGCUGUGGAAGCAGGUGGUGUACCACAGCGGACUCCAUUUCCUGAUUCUCAGUUAUUUUAAGAAUGUUUUCUUUACAGGCCUGGACAUUUAAAACUGGGAUAGCUUUACAAAUAUAUUGAUUAAGAAAAAGAAGAGCUAAUAUAUACAUGUCUUGUAAAUAAACAUUUUGGUGCUA